UCAACUAAAGACUUCACUCCCUCUGCGUUGUCAGUUGGACGGUGACUAACCGGCUGCUCCUGGUUGGAUUCUCCUGAGUGAAACGCAGAUGAAGAGCAAGAUAAAAACAACGCAACACCAACAACCGAGUUUUUGGACCCAGUAACCAGGCAGAGCUCAAGAGCACCGUCUUCUGGCAAAARAAAGGAUACGUCUACAAGGAUUCUGCUGGAUUCCACUGUAUCAACUCUGCUCUUGCUGCCGAGUGCAUUUCAACAAAAUGAAUUUAUAGCUAAAACUGCGUUCAGAGUAGAAGAACAGCAACAGCCAACAUGGAGGACUGUGUAUCUUCCACUCCCUCUGCUCCCUUGUCUGAUGGCUACCUGGCCGUCUUUAGGGAGUACCUAAAGAAAUCUGUCAUCUGGAUCCAUUACAACUACACUGGCAAGUUGAAGGACGACCGCAACAUUGACAAGCUGAAACCUGUCAGCAUUUUGUUUGUGGUGGUGUGUCUCCUCAUCGUCCUGGAGAACGCUGUGGUUCUCAUAGCCAUCUGGAGGAAUAAGAAGUUCCACGUGCCCAUGUAUUACCUGCUGGGGAACUUGACUCUGUCAGACCUGCUUGCUGGGAUUACCUACAUGGCUAAUAUUCUUUUGUCAGGACACAACACUUUAAAACUGACACCACUGCUGUGGUUCCUCAGGGAGGGAGGGGUCUUCAUCACGCUGGCCGCCUCCAUCAUCAGCCUGCUGGCCAUUGCCAUUGAGCGCCACAUCACCAUGACCACGAUGCGUCCGUAUCAUGGGGCAAAGAAGGGACGGAUGUUGGGGCUGAUUUGUGCGAGUUGGGCCCUGUCGGGGCUUCUGGGGAUCCUCCCAAUUCUGGGCUGGAACUGUAUACACAAACUGGACCAGUGUUCGACGGUGCUCCCACUUUAUGCCAAAACCUACAUUCUGUUCAGCAUAUCCGUGUUCUCCGUGGUGCUUUUGGCCAUCGUGGUCCUCUAUGUUCGGGUUUUCCGCAUCGUCCGCACCAACACGCAACGCCAGCGGACGAACUUUAAGAACAGCAUGAGGAAGAGCUCGCUGCGGAAGUCGCAGAAGUAUGUCGCCCUGCUCAAGACAGUAACCAUCGUACUGGGUGUCUUCAUCGCUUGCUGGCUGCCCCUCUUCAUCCUCCUCCUUAUUGACUUUUUCUGUCCAACGGGUCAGUGUCAGCUGCUUAAAAAGCCCGACUACUUCCUUGGAGUGGCCAUGUUCAACUCCCUCCUCAACCCCAUCAUCUACACUCUGACCAGUAAGGACAUGCGGCGAGCCAUUCUCAAGCUGCUCUGUCGGCCAUGUCUGAUGACCAGAGAUGGACAGGUGAAAAAGAUCGGGAUGCCAUUCCUGGAGUGCAGUUUCAGUAAAACCGAGGUUCCCUCUCAGAAGCUGGAACACGGACAGGAGACGACUAUUUCCUCUGGGAAUGUCGUCACCACUCCAUCCACCAUUAAAGCUCUUUACCCAAAACUCCUCAAGCCAUAAAGACUGUGAUUCUUGGAUGUAAAGUUCAAAAGACUGUGAAAGGGUUCCCCACUUUACAGAGGACAUGUAGCACAUCUUUUAAUGACAGGACGUAGCCUCGAUGUUUUCAAAUCUGAAAGCCAGAAAAAUAAUUAGCAUGAAAUUCAACAGAGGCACAAAGAAACAUGUUAAGGCUUCAUGUUUGGCAUGUGAAAAGUGACUGAGUUAAAGUGGUAUAUUAUGGCAAUAAACUUUACAUGAUUACAAAACCAAAUGCCAUAAAGGUGCCAUUCAAAUGUGAGCAACAUGCAUUUUUAUGGUUGUGUUGGCAGCAAAAAGACUCUACGUUUCAGAACUGAAAGGUGGUUUCUGACAACAUGAAAAGAGGAGACAUUGUCUUCAAAGGUUGCAGGACUAAAGGUGAAGAUUCAAGGUCUUAAUGUCUCUUUCAUUGCAGGGUUUUUUAAAAGCAGCACUUGUAGUUUGUGAUGCAGACUUCUGGGUUUCGCUGGUUCGAAAUCCCAUGGCACACAAGCGCUGCAGAGAAACCGUUUUUCUCCCUUCUACAUAUGUUUGUGUAUAGAAUGCAGGGAGAGAAUAGAAGGGGAUUGAUUACAGAAAAAAAGAGCACUAACAUUUUUUUUAAACGCAGCUCAGUGGAGAAUGCUGGGGUAUUGUUGUGGGAGGACUGGCACAAAACGAAACUUCCCACGCAGUGUUUCGAAAUGAUACGAGACAAACCUGAUGUGGGAGAGUAAGGCUGUUGGGCUGGUGUCCAACUUUUUUUUUUCUUUUUGAAAUGUUACUUUUGCAGUUAAACUGCUACAGCAACAAAACCAGCAAAACGUCAAAUGUGACUAAUCAGUGCAUGUGAAAAAAUGUUUGGGACUUAUUUGUGUUGUGACAUGCUAAUUAUUUAACUUUGACUGAAACAGAAUCAGUAAACAAGAACAUCAAGAUUUCAUUUUUUUUAAACUUGUGAACAACAGUAAAGUUUCUGCACUCAUUAGUAAAUUACAUGGAAAGAAGGCAGACACAUUUUUUCUUUUCACUAUUCUUAAUGAACAUUUCUGUCUGAGGUACAUUUUGUUUAAUUAAAUUCAGCUCACAGACUAUUUUAGCUGUCUCUCUGGACCUAAAGUUAUGAAUGGGUUACUUCUUUGUACUAUCUGUGUAGUAAACUUUCUGCUUUUCCAAAUACAUUUUUUAACAUCUGUUUUGUAAAUUAUAUCUAUUUUAUUACAUGCAAAUGAAACAUUACAUUUCUUUUGUUAAAAGAAAUAAAAUAUUUUUGAAGUGAA
Messenger RNA from Austrofundulus limnaeus, 2785 nucleotides. RefSeq names its product sphingosine-1-phosphate receptor 5b (gene s1pr5b). Gene Ontology annotation, cellular component: membrane. Bases 312 to 1505 code for a protein of 397 amino acids. The transcript is spliced from 2 exons. The record is from RefSeq and is a predicted model, not a curated record. NCBI's taxonomy places the organism in Eukaryota, Metazoa, Chordata, Actinopteri, Cyprinodontiformes, Rivulidae. Gene Ontology annotation, molecular function: sphingosine-1-phosphate receptor activity. Gene Ontology annotation, biological process: G protein-coupled receptor signaling pathway.